AUGGAUUUCUCAAGCUUAUUAUCCAAAGAAAUCGAGAAGAAAAGGAAGCUAGCUGGUGAAACGAAGAAGAACAAAAAGAUCAGAGCCGAGGAUGACGUGAAGGACACAGAGACUGAUACACUUCGGACAGCUGCUACUAGUGAGAAAAUCACAUCGGACGAGAAUAGUAGACAGGUAUACACGCCCGAGGAAACGGUAUUGAUCAAUUCAAUCUCAGAUGAACAACUCGACUCUAAAUUAGAGCAGUUGGAUGAGAGCUGCGAUGCAGAUAGUACCAAGCUUGACAAGAUCAAAAAACUAGAAGUGCUUCUUCGUCUCCAGAAGAAGAACGAGGUAUAUAGGAUACAGCUCGAAAAAGAAGCAGAGACAGAUAGAGACAUAAGGUUGGAGGAUAUCACCAGCGUCGAUGCUAGAGACAAGUUACAUACGCAAGUGCGUAUGUAUAUCAAAUACAUGGUGAAGGAAUGGGAGAACGAUGUGCAGAUGAAGAGGGUGAGCUUCUCAAACAUAGAAAGUGACGAGGAACGGGAAGAAGAGCAAAUUUCAGUGGCUACACAGUCGACGAUGCUCUUGGACACGAAGAAAGACUUGGUGAGACUACUCUACAAGCUCCGCACGCAAAAGCUUACUGACUCGAUGCUGACGUCUCUCUGCACCAUAAUGUACUACUUACAGAACCGUGACUACCGGCGAGCCAACGAGAGUUACAUGAAGCUCAGUAUUGGUAAUGUGGCGUGGCCUAUUGGGGUCAAAGGCGUAGGAAUACACGAAAGAAGUGCUGCCCUGAAAAUCACCGGUGAAAACAAGCAAAAUUCGGCAAAUAUCAUGCUUGACGAUAAAACAAGACGGUGGAUCACAGCCGUCAAGCGAUUAAUCUCGUUUGCUGAACGAAAGUGGCCUACAUAG
Messenger RNA from Debaryomyces fabryi, 906 nucleotides. Its product is annotated as mRNA splicing protein. The transcript has a single exon. NCBI's taxonomy places the organism in Eukaryota, Fungi, Ascomycota, Pichiomycetes, Serinales, Debaryomycetaceae. Gene Ontology annotation, biological process: generation of catalytic spliceosome for second transesterification step; RNA splicing. Gene Ontology annotation, cellular component: U4/U6 x U5 tri-snRNP complex; U2-type post-spliceosomal complex; U5 snRNP. The record is from RefSeq and is a predicted model, not a curated record. The coding region runs from base 1 to 906 and encodes 301 amino acids.